GCUCAGCCGCCGCGCCGCCCGGCCGCUCCUCCUUCCUCCCGGGGCCACCGCGGCGAUGUUCAACCGCGCCGUGAGCAGGCUCAGCAGGAAGCGGCCGCCGUCAGGGAAGAGGAGAGAGGAACUAACAUUUGUUGAGAGUCCGCUGUGAGCUUCUAAAUGCCUGAUGUGCUUCCCCUUUAGUCCUUUGGAUAACCAGAGAGACAUCCACAGCGGCGAUGGGAGUUCCAGCAGCAGCCACCAGAGCCCCAAGAGCACAGACAAAUGGGCCGCCUCCCUGGAGAAUCUGCUUGAAGACCCAGAAGGCGUGAAAAGAUUUAGGGAAUUUUUAAAAAAGGAAUUCAGUGAAGAAAAUGUUUUAUUUUGGCUAGCAUGUGAAGAUUUUAAGAAAACACAGGAUAAGAAGCAGAUGCAGGAAAAGGCAAAAGAGAUCUACAUGACCUUUCUGUCCAGUAAGGCCUCGUCACAAGUCAACGUCGAGGGGCAGUCCCGGCUCAAUGAGAAGAUACUGGAAGAACCGCACCCAUUAAUGUUCCAGAAACUGCAGGACCAGAUCUUCAACCUCAUGAAGUACGACAGCUACAGCCGCUUCUUGAAGUCUGACUUGUUUUUAAAACACAAGCGAACCGAGGAAGAGGAAGAAGAUCCCCCCGAUGCCCAAACUGCAGCGAAAAGGGCUUCGAGAAUUUAUAACACAUGAGCCGCCCAAGAGCUGGCAGGACUGGCGGCUGUCAGAGGCAAAGGGACUCACUCUCAGGACCAUGCAGGGUUUCUCAUUGCUUUGUUAUCUGUAAGGACUGAAAUGUAAAAAAACCCUCCCUCCAAUGGGAUAUGUGUAUUUUAUUAACUGCUUGACCUGUAAGUUUUGCAUGAUGGCUAAUCUUACAUAAAACAACAAAUAGCUUUGAGGUUUUAGUUCACAAACACACACACACACACACACACACACACACACACACAAGCAGAAGAGUCCUUAAACACUGGAUACUUUGAGCAUUUUGUAGCCUGAUUAAACAUCCUGUGAGGCCACCAGGUGAAACUUAGAGCCACCUGUUGCCUUUAAGUCUUUGCCCGGCCUCUGCGGGAAGGGGUCAUGCAUGUCCACCGAUUCACUUGGCAAAUCAGCUCAAGAAUGACUUGUCAAACCCAGGUCCCUGGGGGUGUCAUCUGUCAGGCACCUUUUUGGAUUAAGGACCUGUCGAGAGUAAGUUCCGACCUGGGAAAGGAAAAGUCCUCACCGACAGCCUCUACAGAUUUGGGGAGCUGUGUGUGAGCAUCAUCAGAGGGUUCUUAUUUUCUGGUGUGUGGGUUUGUCCUGGUUUUGCCUACCGUCUGUGACAUUUCAUGCAGCACAGAUAAAUAGUUCACCUUGACAGAAACAGGAUCUCAACCAGGAAGAAAGAAGGACACAUGUGAAAUUGUUCAGGGUCCCCCGUGACAACGCAAGGCGGUGUUGGACGAGCUCGUGGCACAUGGCCCGUGCCGAUGACGGAGCUGGUGGGAUGAUUCGUUCCCCCAUAGCCCAUCUGGGGACACAUUGGAACCCUUUCUUCUCUGUCCUACCCUUUACUGGACUUGUUAACUCUGGGCUUGACGCUUCAAUGAGGGGAAAGAAAUGGUCUUUGAAAAGUUU
Messenger RNA from Canis lupus familiaris (dog), 1630 nucleotides. RefSeq names its product regulator of G protein signaling 10 (gene RGS10). The transcript has 6 exons. The record is from RefSeq and is a predicted model, not a curated record. Lineage: Eukaryota; Metazoa; Chordata; Mammalia; Carnivora; Canidae. The coding region runs from base 164 to 697 and encodes 177 amino acids. Gene Ontology annotation, molecular function: GTPase activator activity; G-protein alpha-subunit binding. Gene Ontology annotation, biological process: regulation of G protein-coupled receptor signaling pathway.